Messenger RNA from Schistosoma intercalatum, 1397 nucleotides. NCBI's taxonomy places the organism in Eukaryota, Metazoa, Platyhelminthes, Trematoda, Strigeidida, Schistosomatidae. The record is from the annotation of a GenBank genome assembly.
ACCAGUUGCCGCUGAAUUUGAGAUUCAUUUUUUAAACUAUUAACUAUCCCUCUAACAAUGGCUCCUGUUACCCUUCAAAUGUAUCUGCAAGAUGUUAAUAAUUGUAUCAAUAAUCGAAACGGUAGAGGAUUGAGUCACUACCUUAUGUGUAGUGAUCCUCAUGUAUAUAAUUCUCGUCUAGCAGUACCAGACCCAGAAAAUAUUGCUGUGUCGUACCUUGUAUCACCUUGGGAUGAGAUCGUUUCUGCUCAUGUGAGAUGUAUAUGGGCAAUGCGUAACCGUGAUUUUGAAGAAGCCUAUGCUUGUCAAAUAGUAUUAGUAAAGACUGUUGCCAAAGCACUCUCUGAAUUAAAAGAUGACAACUGGAUUUUACCUGUUGUACAUGUAGCUGCUAUUGAUUUAAGAAGGUUCGCUCACGGUUUGGACUCAAGAUUCACACCACAAUCGGAUAGUUUUCGAAAUCAAGGAAGAAGGAUGGAAAAUGCUGCUCAACUUAUUUUAAGGCUAUUUCAAAUAUGUGCAAGCGAUAGUCGUGCACAAGUUGAAGAUUCGAAAAAACUGGGUAUGAUGGGUUUAGCCAAUCAACUGUUUAAAAUUUACUUCCAGAUUAACAAACUGAAUUUAUGCAAAUCUAUGAUCCGCGCAAUCGAUAAUUUAAGUAUGAAUGAUCAUUUUAGUCUGGCACAACGUGUAACGUAUUGUUAUUAUGUUGGAAGAAAAGCAAUGUUCGACGGUGAUUUUGUGUCUGCCGAUAAAUCAUUGACUUUUGCUUUUGAGCGUUGUUUAACGACGAAAUGGAAUAACAAACGUUUAAUAUUGAUUUAUUUAAUUCCUGUAAAAAUGUUACUGGGAGUACUACCCAAAGAAAGUCUUUUAUGUAAAUAUAAUUUGAAACAAUUCCAAGACAUUGCUGAUUCAGUCAAAACAGGAAAUUUACGUAAAAUGGACUCUGCCUUAGAAGAGCACGAAGCCUUUUUCCUAUCUUGUGGUGUAUAUUUGAUAUUGGAAAAGCUCAAGUUGACUGUUUAUCGAAGUUUAUUUAAACGAGUUUGUCAUAUUAUGAAGACACAUCUACUACCGAUUGAAGUGUUUACAGCUGCACUACAUUUAAUGGGAGUUGAAGAUAUAGAUCCAGACGAAACAGAGUGUAUUCUGGCCAAUCUCAUUCAUGAAGGAAAAAUCAAAGGUUAUCUGGCACAUCAACAACAUAAAUUAGUUGUUAGCAAAUUGCAACCAUUUCCUCCGCUUACAAGUAGUAUGGCUAGCAGUUUAAAAUGAACUUCUAUCCAUUAUACUGGAUUAUGUCAUCAAUGUUACUAUUUUAUACAAACAAAUAUUUUGUACAAAGUUUACCAAAUCUAAUUGUAAAGUGUAUAAAUACAUUUUUUUCAUGAUUA